This is a messenger RNA of Conger conger (European conger), 6853 nucleotides long. RefSeq names its product collagen, type XIV, alpha 1a (gene col14a1a). The coding region runs from base 133 to 5751 and encodes 1872 amino acids. NCBI's taxonomy places the organism in Eukaryota, Metazoa, Chordata, Actinopteri, Anguilliformes, Congridae. Gene Ontology annotation, molecular function: protein binding. Gene Ontology annotation, cellular component: interstitial matrix. The transcript is spliced from 49 exons. The record is from RefSeq and is a predicted model, not a curated record.
UGGGAGCUGGGAGAGUGGCCGGGGAAGGCAGUCUCACUCAAGGGUGCUCUGAGGAUCCGCUGGGAGGAAAUACAGCGUAACAGUGCAUGGUCUGAAAGGUGUGUCAGGAAGCUCACCUACACGGUCGUAAGGAUGCGGGUUAUGGAACUGGGGAGCAAGAUGUGUUGGCCGCUGGUCUUUCUGGCACUUUCCGCCUUUUUUACUCCCCCAGUCGAGGGGCAAGUCUCAAAUCCCAGAAGACUACGUUUUAAAGUCAUGGGCAAGAGCAAAUUGCUUGUGGCAUGGAAAGAGCCAAGAGGAGAUUUUCAAAGCUACAGAUUUAUCUAUACCUCUGAGCCAGGUGGAGAGGAAACAGAGUUCCAAAUCCCGAAAGGUGAAAACAAAGCAGUAAUACAUGAUUUCAGUCCCGAUAAUGAGUACACAGUCAAGGUCAUUGCUGUGAAUGGUGACAAGGAAAGCAGACCACUGAAGGGGAAAUAUGCAGUCCAAGAGCUGGAGCCAGACGAGGAUGUGCAGUCUCAGAAACUGAAGGACAACGAUGGGUCUGAGGAUGUCAAUGAGAUAUCGGCAGUGGACCAGUUUGUCUGCACGACCCCAGCGAUUGCGGACAUCGUGAUCUUGGUGGACGGUUCCUGGAGCAUUGGGCGGAUAAACUUCCGACUGGUCCGAAUGUUCCUGGAGAACCUGGUGAACGCCUUCUCCGUAGGAAUUGACAAGACCCGGAUUGGCCUGGCCCAGUACAGCGGGGACCCCAGGAUCGAGUGGCACCUGAAUGCCUUCAGCACCAAGGAGUCUGUGAUUGAUGCAGUGAAGAACCUGCCCUACAAAGGAGGGAACACACUGACGGGCCUUGCACUUACCUAUAUCCUGGAGAACAGCUUCAAGCCAGAAUCUGGAUCUCGGGCCAAUGUUCCCAAAAUUGGGAUCCUGAUAACGGACGGAAAAUCCCAAGAUGAUGUCAUUCCUCCCGCGGAAAGCCUUCGCAAUGCGGGUGUUGAGCUUUUCGCCAUCGGUGUGAAGAAUGCGGACGAGAAUGAGCUGAAGGCCAUCGCCUCCGAGCCUGAUGGGACUCACGUCUACAACGUGGCCGACUUCAGCAUCAUGAGCUCCAUCGUGGAGAGCCUGACCAAGACCGUGUGCGACCGUGUCGAGCAGCAGGACAAGGAGAUCAAAGGGGAGUCUGACAACCAGCCGACAACGGGUGCCCCUCAGGACCUGGUGACAUCAGAAGUGUCAGCGAGGGGUUUCCGUGUUUCUUGGAGCCAUGCCCCAGGGGCAGUGGAAAAGUAUCGAGUGGUGUACUAUCCCACCCAGGGAGGCCAGCCUGACGAGGUUGUGGUAGACGGCACCGAGGACUCUGUGUUGCUGAACCACCUCAACUCUAUGACGGAAUACCAGAUCGCUGUAUUCGCUGUGUACACAGCUGUGGCCAGCGAAGCCCUUCGGGGCUCAGAAACCACUUUGGCCUUGCCGAUGGUGAAUGACCUGCAGCUGUCGGAGGUGACCCACAGCACCAUGCGGGCCCAGUGGAAGCCUGUGGAGGGGGCCACUGGGUACAUGAUCCUGUACGCCCCGCUGACUGACACUGAGUCCACGGACGAGAAGGAGUUGAAGGUGGCUGAGCCGUUGACUGAAGUAGAGCUGGAGGGACUGACCCCCGACACGGAGUACACGGUCACAGUGUAUGCCCUGUAUGGGGAAGAAGCCAGUGACCCAAUGACCAGCCAGGAGACCACAUUGCCACUGAGUCCACCCCAAAACCUGAAGAUUUCGGACAUCGACCACAGCUCUGCAAGGGUGGCGUGGGACCCUCCAUCCAUGGAUGCCAGGGGUUACCGGAUCAUGUACAUCUCAACCGAUGGCGGCCCGACCAAUGAGUUGGACGUGGGUCCGGUUACGUCUCUGGUGCUGAAGAACCUGACCUCUCUGACGGAGUACACAGUGGCCGUCUUCGCGCUGUACGACGAGGGCCAGUCUGAGUCCUUGACUGACCUCUUCACCACCAGGCUGGUGCCAGAGCCCCUUGACCUUAGAACCAGCGAGGUAUCCACAGACAGCUUCCGGGUGGGCUGGCAGCACGCUGCAGAUGACAUUGUCUUCUACAAGCUGACCUGGAUGCCCGUCAGUGGGGGAGAUGCAAAAGAGACUGUUGUGAAUGGAGCUGAUGACACCAUCCUGCUCACCGGCUUGCAGCCGUUCACAGAGUAUGAGGUGUCGCUGUCUGCAAUCUUCAGAGAUGAGACAGAGAGCGAUGUAGUGACUGCCCUGGAGGCAACAUUGGAAAGAACAACAACUGUUGCCACAACAACAGCCACUACCACCACUCCAGUGGUGCGGCAGGGAGUCAAGAACCUGAAUGUCAAUGAGGAGACCACGUACAGCCUGCAGGCAUCCUGGGACCUGCAGGACCCCAAUGUGCAGGAGUACAGGGUGUCCUACAUCAGCCAGAGGGGUGACCGAGCGGAGGAAGCAGUCAUGGUUCCCAGCGAACAGAGCAACGUCCUCCUUCAGCCAUUACUGUCUGACACGGAGUACAAGGUGACAGUCACCCCCGUGUAUGCUGAUGGAGACGGAAUCAGCGUGUCAUCCGUGGGGAAAACACUGCCCCUCACCGCACCACGAAACCUCAGGGUGUCCGAAGAGUGGUACAAUCGUUUCAGGAUCACCUGGGACACUCCUCCAUCCCCCACCAUGGGGUACAGGAUUGUCUACCAGCCUAUCUCUGCUCCUGGCCCCGCCCUGGAGACCUUCGUGGGCGAGGACGUUAACACCAUGCUGAUCGUCAACCUGCUGACCGGCACGGAAUACAGCGUCAAGGUCAUCUCCUCGUACACAACGGGCUCCAGUGAAGCCCUGGCCGGCAAGGCCACGACAUUGAAACUGGGGGUGUCCAACCUGAACACCUACCAAGAGCGCACAACCAGCAUGUGUGCCCAGUGGCAACCCACCACUGCCUCAAUGUACAGGGUGAUCAUCGAGUCCCUUCUCAAUGGACAACGGCAAGAAGUGAGCGUAGGAGGCGGGGCUUCCAGGCAUUGCUUCUAUGACCUCACUCCAAACACCCAAUACAAGAUCAGCGUCUACACCCAGUACCUUGACAUGGAGGGUCCUGCGAUCACCUCCGUGAGCGCAACACUCCCAGUUCCGACGGAGCCACCCACUGUGCCCCCCAGCACAACGCCUGCCCCCACCGUCCCUCCUGCCAAGGAAGUCUGUAAGGCAGCCAAGGCUGACCUGGCCUUCCUGGUGGAUGGGUCCUGGAGCAUCGGCGACGACAACUUCCAGAAAAUCAUCCGCUUCCUGCACAGCACGACCGGGGCCCUUGAUAAGAUUGGCCCUGAUGGCACGCAGGUUGCGAUUGCACAGUUCAGCGACGACGCCAGGACAGAAUUCCAGCUCAACUCGUACGGCAACAAGGAGACGCUGCUGGACGCCAUUCAGCGCAUCGCGUACAAAGGGGGAAACACUAAGACAGGCAUGGCCAUUAAGCAUGUGAAGGAAAGCAUCUUUACCACAGAAAGGGGCGUGAGGAGAGGCAUUCCCAAAGUUCUGGUGGUGCUGACCGAUGGCAGGUCCCAAGAUGAUGUGAACAAGGUCUCCAAGGAGAUGCAGAUUGAGGGUUACAGCAUUUUUGCCAUUGGCUUUGCCGACGCCGACUAUGGUGAGCUGGUGAACAUUGCCAGCAAACCCAGCGAGAGGCACGUCUUCUUUGUGGAUGACUUGGACGCCUUCAAGAAAAUCGAGGAGCAGCUGAUUACGUUUGUGUGUGAGGCAGCCUCAGCCACUUGUCCGUCUCUUCUAAUGAGUGGUAACACCUUAGCAGGCUUCAGGAUGAUGGAGAUGUUUGGGCUGGUGGAGAAUCGGUACGGCAGUGUGGAGGGAGUGUCUAUGGAACCUGGCACAUUCAACAGCUUCCCCUGCUACCGACUACACAAGGACGCCCUCCUGAACCAGCCCACAAAGUAUCUUCAUCCAGAAGGUCUGCCGUCAGACUACACCAUCACAGUGCUUUUCCGCCUGCUGCCAGACACACCCCAAGAGCCCUUUGCAUUAUGGGAGAUUCUCAAUAAGGAAAAUGAGCCUCUGGUCGGCGUCAUUCUGGACAACAGUGGGAAAACCCUCACCUUUUUCAACUACGACUACAAGGGAGACUUCCAGACCGUGACGUUUGAGGGGCAGGAGAUCAAGAAGAUUUUCCAUGGCAGUUUCCACAAGCUCCAUGUGGCUAUCAGCAAGACAACGGCCAAAGUGGUCAUCGACUGUAAGAUGAUCGGAGAGAAGUCCAUCAACGCUGCGGGGAACAUCACCGCGGACGGGGUGGAGGUGCUUGGUCGGAUGGUGCGCUCCCGCGGAAAGAGAGACAACUCUGCCCCAUUCCAGCUGCAGAUGUUUGACAUCAUCUGCAGCACCUCAUGGGCCAGCCGGGACAAGUGCUGUGAGCUGCCAGGCCUGAGAGUGGAAGCGGACUGUCCGGCCAUGCCCCAUGCCUGCACCUGCACCCAGGAUAGCAAAGGGCCUACUGGACCUUCUGGACCACCUGGUGGCCCAGGAAUCAGGGGAGUGAGAGGGGAUCGAGGAGAACAGGGACUUGUGGGACCUCAAGGCUCUACUGGUGACAUGGGGCCUCCAGGACCACAGGGACCUCCCGGCCCCCAGGGCCCCAGCGGAUUGUCUAUUCAGGGGGCUCCGGGGUUGCCUGGGGAGAAAGGAGAGAAAGGCGAGGUUGGCGCGCAGGGACUUCAGGGUGUUCCUGGAUCUACUGGGUCUAUGGGACGGGAUGGCUCACUCGGACAGAGGUUUUCAAGGGAAGCCAACCAGGGACUUCCUGGAAAAGUCGGACCACAGGGACAGCAAGGACCCCCGGGGCCAAUUGGGACCCCCGGGGUUCCAGGGUCCCCAGGAUCGAAAGGACCGCCAGGACAGCUGGGUGACCUAGGACCACCUGGUCCUGCUGGUAACAAGGGCGAUAAGGGUGAACGGGGUGACUUGCAGUCCCAGUCUACCGUCCGGUCGAUUGCCCGUCAGGUCUGCGAGCAGCUGAUUCAGAGUCACUUAUCCCGCUACAGCUCUGUUCUGAACCAGAUCCCCAGUCAAACUGCCACAGUCCGCACCGUUCCUGGACCCCCCGGAGAGCCUGGACGUCAGGGCGCCCAGGGGACGCAGGGCGAGCAGGGCCCUCCCGGCAGACCGGGAUUUCCUGGGAGCAACGGACAAAAUGGCCGACCGGGAGAUAGAGGUUUUCCAGGGGAGAAGGGAGAGAAGGGCAGUCAAGGAGUAGGCAUUCAGGGCCCCAGAGGCCCCCAGGGCCCAACAGGACCUCACGGGGAAGGUCGGACAGGGAGCCAGGGGCCGCCUGGCAGACCUGGCAACCCGGGCACGCCAGGAAGGCCGGGCGUCCCAGGCAGCACUGGUUCAGCCGGACCCCCGGGGUACUGCGACCAGAACUCCUGCUUGGGCUACAACGUUGGAGGUGGAAAUGGUGACCCAACUGACCGAGAUGUUCCCAUAGUACAAUUGCCUCCCAACUCCUAUCAAGCCUAUGACCCUGCCGGCAAUUAUGAGGAAGAGGAGGACGAAGAGGAAGACCCAGCCCGGUAUGGGUAUGGGGCUUACCCCCCCCAGUACUACCAGCCCAACUACCCCGCGCAGCCCGGACCCCCUCACUCCGAGGACACCAUCGUGAGGUCACCGGGAAUGCACCGAUUUGCCAGGAGUCCGCCAGAAAAGAGAGGCUCUGCCAUCCCAGAGUAGGGUGAACGGUGGAGGGGAAGGAGCCAGGAACGUCAAGAGAUGCACGCCUGAAGUCAAGCCCCUUCAGCGCAUCCGCAGAACAGCGCUUCGACACCACCAUUGAAAAAGAAAGGAAAUACAAAAAGGGGGCUAAAAUCUAUUCACACACAGCGAUUCCAGAUGUACGAGGAAGAUCCGAAAGUGCCUGAUAUAUAUACUGUAUGAUAUUUUUUUUGUUUUUUUGGGGGGCAGGGGGAGGAUUACGCUGGCAUACUCGAUGAUUUUAUUUUCAUUAAGUCGCAUGUCACCUCAAAGGACAGGCAGGAGUUCAGCGGGAGAUUAAAGGGGUUGUGAGCUUUUGUUUGCAUGCAGCAGACAUUUUGUAAUCUACUUACACCGUGACAAAUGGCGUCUGUACAGUUUAUCUCAUUGUUUUUACAGCAUUGUACCGUUUCCAUCUCAGAGCGCUCAUCAGCCCAAUGCGUUUCUGCCUUUGAUUUCCAGUAUUUCCUCAUUGCCUUUUCUAGUUUAUUUAUUGAAAUGAAUUGUCCUCUGUUGUGAGGGUCUGUAUUUCUUGCACUCAUAUAUCAACCCCCUCCAUUGGAUCUCUGAUGGUACAUGAAUUUGAACCUACAUCUUUUGGAAAUGACCUGGAUUAUUCUUCAUCUACAUGUAAUAAUUAUGUCAUAAUGUCUCUGUGCUUUUUUUAUAGAGCUGCGUUAGUCAUUGUCCUUGUGGAAAACUACACACGUGAGGUUAAGGGAAAAAAAAAGGAUUAUUGUUGACUUUUUGGAUUUUUGCUACACGAGGAUAGGUGUUGUGCUAGCUGUCGUCUCAAGGAUGCAGAGAAGGUGCUAGAAUGUGUAAUAUACAAACUAGAUGAAUCUGUGAAAUGAUUAUUUUCCUGCCUUCACAUUUUUUGUUAUGUUUUGUGGGGCCUGUUCACUGUGGAGGUGCGUUCAAUAGUUAGGCCUGUGGUCUAAUUUCCCCUUCAGAGAGACAUGCAGAAUGUAGAACAGGUGCAAGUGGAAAGUCUCAUCUCAGAACCUUUGAAUUUAGGAAGUAAUUUAUUUUUACUUUAUUAUUUGUUUUGUAACCAAUAAAACUGAAGUACAACCACGAA